Messenger RNA from Cryptomeria japonica (Japanese cedar), 2891 nucleotides. RefSeq lists its product as uncharacterized. The coding region runs from base 178 to 2256 and encodes 692 amino acids. The transcript has 5 exons. Gene Ontology annotation, cellular component: GPI-anchor transamidase complex. Gene Ontology annotation, biological process: attachment of GPI anchor to protein. Lineage: Eukaryota; Viridiplantae; Streptophyta; Pinopsida; Cupressales; Cupressaceae. The record is from RefSeq and is a predicted model, not a curated record.
UAUGGGCAUACUUAAUUACACAUAAAAGUGAGCCUGCUAGUUUUAUCACCAAUUAAACAUUAAAACCGUUUGAGAAUGCAGAUCUUCACUAGGCUCAAAUGAGCAAAAGAAACAAAUUUACGUGCCUUCCAUGAAUAAAUUUCAAAUGUGAUCAGGCCCUCUUCAUUAGCAGAAGCAAUGGGGAUCGAAACAACUACUGUGAAUAUUUUAUUACUUCUUCUGUUAUCAGCAGCACCCGCUUUUCAACAAGCUUCGGCACACAGGCAUCGGGAGCUGCCGGAAGAGGAAUAUAUUGAAGAAUUGAUAUUAAGGCCACUGCCAGAUCGAAAAGUUUUGGCUCACUUUGAUUUUACUAACAGUUUGCCUCCUACAAACAUCUAUGGGCGCCACCACAAGAUUUUUCCUAAAGCCAUCUAUCAGCUGGUUCAGAAAUUCAGGAUUCAGGAAAUGGAAUUGUCUUUUACUCAGGGGAGAUGGAAUUAUGAACGGUGGGGAGGAUAUGAUUCAUUGUCCAGUAGUAAUGCCAAGCCUCCUGGUGUUGAAUUAUGGGCCAUUUUUGAUGUUCCGCUUGAUCAGGUUGAUGAAACAUGGAAGAAAUUGACUCAUGCUCUUUCUGGUUUGUUUUGUGCUUCUGUGAACUUUUUGGAGUCAUCAGCAGCGUAUGCUUCCCCAGAGUGGACGUUUCGUUCAGAUUUGAUUAACAACACUUCUGAAAUGCAAGAUGUAAAGCACACGACCUCUUCUGACAGCAUAAAAGUAUCGUCUAGCAGGUUAAGAUAUGGUGCAUUACCACGAGAAGCAGUGUGUACUGAAAAUCUUACUCCAUGGUUAAAGCUUCUCCCCUGUCGGGAUAAAGCUGGAAUUGCUGCACUAUUUGACAGACCUUCAAUUUAUCGAGGAUUUUAUCAUUCACAGCGGUUGCGUGUUUUGUCUGGCGAGUUUAGUUCUGAGAAAACAAGUAAGCACCUUGAAGGGACCUUGUUGCAACAGACAUUAACCCUUGUUCUUCAACCUGGAAAUGCACAUGAUGUGGCUUAUGCUAGUGGACAGCUAAUUCAGCCUAGCUGGUCUAUUCGUUCUUUGUUUGGACGUGAAUUGGUUGGAAAAUGCCUUAUUGCAAAGUCAAGUAGUGUGUUUUUGGAGCUAGAGAGAACCCUAGUUCAAAAUCUAGAAAGUUCAAGAGAAGAUAAUGGAAACCCAUCUCUGCUGAGUGAUACAAAUUAUCCAAGUUUUAACUUGAAUGCCGUCCCAGACAGGGUUCUGAAAGAAACAGCUCCUUUAAAAAGCAGAUCUGGAAUAGGGGCCAGUUCAAUUGUGUUUUUGUUCAUGGUUGAUAAGUAUAACAAGUCCCAUCCUCUGAAUGUGGGACUAAUUUGGAAGGUCCCAGUUAAUUGGUCAUCUCUCCAGGCCCCUUUCCAUGCAAGCAGGUUUUUGAUGGGAAGUGGGAAUGCACGAGGCUCUAUUGUGAUUUCUUUGAAAGCUUCUGAGUCUCAGCAGGAGCUUUGGGAAGGAGAUGAUUCAUCUGUUUCAUCAUCUCUACAUGAUUGUAGUAGAAGCCUUCUUGUUUUCCAGGUUGUACCUUGGUAUGUGCGGUUAUACUUUCAUACACUUCAGGUUUUUAUGGAUGGACAACCGAAGCUAGUUUGGGAUGUGGUUAAGAAGAUACAUAUUUCUCCUGCAGAGGACAGAAAGUCACCUGGCAUGAUGGAGAUUAAACUUGAAAUUCCAUGUAAUACAAGCUCAUCUGUUUUAAUAGUAAAUUUUGAUAAGGGCUUUCUGCGAAUUGAUGAAUACCCACCAGAUGCUAAUCAGGGUUUUGACUUGCCAUCCACUCAUAUUAGCUUUCCAGAUUUCCAAACAAAUAGAUGGUAUUCAAAAGAAAAAGCAUCUAAAUCAAGCUCGUUGCUAGAAUUUCUGUAUAAAAGUUCAGUUCAGCUUUAUACAGAGGUGCUACUUGUCCCAUUGGCAACACCUGAUUUCAGCAUGCCAUAUAAUGUAAUCACAUUGACAUGCACUGUAUUGGCCUUGUAUUUUGGGUCAUUGCUCAAUGUUCUUCGUAGACGCAUUGGUGAGGAAGAAAGAUAUCAGAAAGAAGUAGCAGCAAAGGGAGGACGGCUAAAGCAAUUUCUGUCUAAACUUUCCUCCAGGUUUAAAGGAAAGUCACAAGACUCAGCUUCAUCAGGCUUAAAGCUCCAUAAAGUUUUCUUGGUGGUUUUAGUUGCAGUUUUAUUGCAUUUUUAUUUAAGUUCCAAAUAAAACAUUGCUCCAGUUGUUGAUCCUGGAUUCUACAAAAGAGUUAGAAAGAGCAGAAAAAACUGCAUUUGUUUUCUUGAUGGUUGAUUAGACUAUUGGUCUAAACUAAAGCAGUUUUUCUACUGGUUUGAUGCGGUUGGAUUAAAUUUCAUCUAUAUACAGUACAUGGACAUUCCAUGCAAUGUUGGGAAUAUCAGCUGGUGAGAAGAAAAGUAUGAGUCUCUACAAUCGGCCAUGUACGAUAUGCUCUGUGUGCAGUUUAAUUUUAUUUAUCUUUUCCAGGUUGGCAGAUAGAGACAAGAGGAACGUAAAUAAGAUGACAUCCAUACUGUGUACUUGAAGAGAAUGACAAAGAAGUCGACUCUUAGUUAUGACCUGGAACAAGGGUUGUCUUGAAAAUAUUUGUGCUUUGUUUGAAUUACCUAUGAGAAAGAAUUGACCCAUAAACGUUUAACAGGAUGAAAAAGAAUCAGUAUGCACAAACAUUUAAGAGGGAUGGUGAUUCAAUGUGUGAUUUAAGCAAAGAAAUGGCAAGAAGACAUGAGAAAAUCAGCAUUUCAAUGCCAUAUCUAAUGUCAAGGACAUUCUGUUGAAAUAAAUAACACUUUUUAAUGAAGCUCAUAUUAUUGUAUGUGUUA